This is a messenger RNA of Macrobrachium nipponense, 1448 nucleotides long. RefSeq lists its product as uncharacterized. NCBI's taxonomy places the organism in Eukaryota, Metazoa, Arthropoda, Malacostraca, Decapoda, Palaemonidae. The transcript is spliced from 4 exons. The coding region runs from base 317 to 1159 and encodes 280 amino acids. The record is from RefSeq and is a predicted model, not a curated record.
UAAAUACUAGUAUAUUACGUAGUUUGGUGUGGCGACACUUGGAUGGCGCUGCUGGGCUGGCGGCGAUCUUCUAACAGUUGUGUAACUUAUAAUGGAAGAAGGGGGAGCUGGAAUUCUUCAGGAGAAAAUGGAAUUGCAUUUUUACAAACAUCAGUGACGAGGAAAGGAGCAACUCAAGUGUCUCUCUCUAGCCCUGGCCCGAAGGAGACAGCAGAAGGAAGUGGGAAGGAAGACGAGUGGGACGCAACCUUGAAGGAAGAGACAGACAGUUCUGCCUCUGAAAGAAGAAGGAUGGUCGAAAAUAUCAGAAAAACGAAUGCCGGGAGAGAGUUCCAAAGCCUGGAUGACGAAGGACAGUACCAGAAAGUGCUACCCCGAAGUACAGGCCUGUAAAGGUGGUUCUUCGUUUGGUACAUGGAAUAACGGAAGUGGUGUUGAAUAUGUCAGUCGCGCAACCAGAAGUCAGGGAGACGCAUCUCUGAACUCUCUGGCAGGAGACGAAACUCUAAUCUAUCAUGAAGGAGACAUCACAUCACAAGACUACAGAGACUGCCACACUGCGCUCGUACAAAUAUCUAACUGCGUGGCAGUAAAGCCCCAUGGUUUGUCGGAGACGAUGGCUAACCGAUAUCCAUACUCUAACCCCUAUUCAUCAAGAAGAUCAAUAGGGGCACUGAACAGGGCGCACAAAGAGGACAGGGCUGUGCCGGGAACCAUAAACGUCCGCAGAUCGAACAGAAACUCGAGGGACCCAGUUGUUGUCAAUAUGUUCGGGCAGUAUUACAUGGGGCAGAGUAUUGAAAGUAAUCAGCAUACCUUAAAAAUAUUCUCUGAGUUGCAGGGCAAAUCAAGAAAUGAACGCGCAGAGUCAUCUGGAGGAUACAAUGAACCUCAAGCGGGUGACGAUGACUUAUUAAAAGGUCUGCUGAGUGACACUCAAGAAAACCGUAUCCGUUGGUUCCGUGAGUGUUUGGGAAAGUUGGUUUCCGAGCUACCAAAGAUGGACGUGAAGAGGGUGAUUUUUCCAUACAAAAUCGGUUGUGGAUUAGCCGGAGGUAACUGGGAAAGAGACUAUUUUCCUGCUAUAAAGGAUUUCGUGAGUGAGGUAACUAAAAUUGAAAUAAAAGUAAUCAUUGUCAGGGAGCCAUUUAAACAUUAGACAUAAAAAGUCUCGAUUUGAUAACAACUAAGAUGCAUUUAGGACCUUUCCAUAAAGCUUUACAGUCAUGGUUAAUCAGACUGAAAUAUAUGAACUAAUAGAAGACAAACUUGAUAAUACUACCAACCCUCCAUGCUCACAGUACUAUCGGCUUGGAAAAUGGUUUUAUUGGACACAGUUCAAUCUAGUUGUUAGAUGAAAGAUUAGACUCCGGAAGACUAGACGAGGUGUAUUUUGCAUGAAUAAUUUUUGGAUAAUGUAAAUUUGCCAAAUAAAUCUCUCCUUGUAA